This is a messenger RNA of Yamadazyma jaroonii, 237 nucleotides long. The record is from the annotation of a GenBank genome assembly. Lineage: Eukaryota; Fungi; Ascomycota; Pichiomycetes; Serinales; Debaryomycetaceae.
AUGAGUAUUGAUGAUAAAGUGAAUGAAGCUUGGGAACGAGCCAAACAAUUGUACGAGACUAAGCCGAGUGAAAGACAAAGAGCUACUUUUGAAUUUGAUAUUCCUGAAGGUUUGAAAGAGGUCAUCGAAAAUAAUGAGAAGAAGGAAGAAUUGAAUGAGGAAUUGAAACAAGUCAUAAUGCAGGCAUUUUGGGUUGGUUAUUAUAAGGGAUUUGAUGUGAGUAGUUUCGAUAGGUGA